UCAUGACUCCGGCCGGCGUGCUAUUCCAAACGAUGCUUUAUCAAGUCCGUCUCAGAUUAAUAUGCUCAUAUCCAAAUGGCUCAUAUAAAACAUGUGGAGCUCUAAAGUUUAGUCUAGACUUUGUCUGCAACCGUUCCCUUUACAGAGCAGCUGUGUGAGAGCAGUCGUCUCUCUCAGGAACCAUAAACACACAGUGAAGGUUGCGUUAUCUCAGAGAACUUUGAUCUUGAGUUGUAUAAAUUAGACUCAAAAAAAACCCCCACACAUGCUGAAUAGAUCGACUGGCUGUCAGUCUCCUCUCAGUCCUCAAAUUGUGCGCUGUAACCACAAAAACUAUGACAGAAAGAGCAGAGCGGAUGAAGAACUGAAUGACAUGAACUUGGACAGUUUUAGAGAGCGAAGGCUUGCGAGCUGAGACGAAAGGAGGUCUUCAGCUGGACUGGAGUCAAACUUACAGAGAAGAAACAGAGAGCAGGGGGACGACAGGAGAGCAAAACAAGACAGAUCCCCGUAGAGAAGAAGAAAACGGGGAGCAGUGACCUCCUGACCCUGCAAAGCGUCAACCAGAGACUUGCAUCAUCAUGGACGCAGACCCCGGCCUCAGUCGUACCAGCAGCUCCUCACAGCAUCAUGACACGGAGUUGUUCUCGAGUGAAGAAGACAGCAGUCUCUACUUCACCUACAGUGGAGGGUGCAACGAGCUGGAGGUCAACAACCUGCACUAUGAGGUAGACACAGCGGCUCAGAUUCCUUGGUAUGAGAGGUUAUCAGAGUUCAAAUUGCCGUGGGAGAUAAAUGGAGACAAGCAAACAGCCAUCGACAAGCUCAGCCUCCGAGUUCACAGUGGACAGAUGCUGGCUGUCAUUGGCAGCUCAGGUUGUGGUAAAACGUCUUUGCUGGACAUAAUAACAUGCCGUGAUGAGGGUGGUAAAAUGUCUGGUCAGGUUCUGAUUAACGGGAAACCCAACACGCCCCAGCUGGUGAAGAAGAGCAUCGCUCAUGUCCGCCAGGACGACCGUCUUCUUCCUCACCUCACCGUCCGUGAAACUCUCUCCUUUGUUGCCAAACUGAGGCUCCCCACCCACUUCACACAGGCUCAGAGGGACCAGAGGGUUGAUGAUGUCAUCGCAGAGCUGCGGCUGCGACAGUGCGCUCACACCAGAGUGGGAAACGACUUUGUGAGGGGUGUUUCUGGAGGAGAGAGGAGGAGAGUCAGUAUAGCUGUCCAACUUCUCUGGAACCCCGGUAUUUUGAUCCUGGACGAGCCCACGUCAGGUUUGGACAGCUUCACAGCCCACAACCUGGUGAUCACACUGUCCCGCCUGGCUCGGGGUAACCGCCUGGUCCUGCUGUCGGUCCAUCAGCCCCGGUCAGACAUCUUCCAGCUCUUUGACCUCGUCGUCCUGCUGUCGUCAGGUUCACCGGUUUACUGCGGUGCUGCCUGCGACAUGGUUCCUUACUUCACUGCCCUGGGAUACCCCUGCCCGCGAUACUGCAACCCCUCAGACUUCUAUGUUGAUCUGAUCAGUAUAGACCGGCGCAGUCUGGACCGAGAGGCCGAGUGUUUGCAGCGGGCCACACUUCUGUCUGAGCAGUUCAUGGAAAAGGUCCGAGACACAGAGGAUCACAUGUGGAAACCAGCUGUGACAGACACGGCAUCUGAAAGCCCUCAGCAGCUGAGCACAGUAAAAGGAGAGGAAGUGAUCACUAUUUCCAGCCAGAGGGACAGACUGCCUGGCAAACUACAACAAUUUACCAUCCUCGUCAAGCGUCACAUGUAUAAUGACUUCAGAGACCUGGUCACCUUACUGGUCCACGGCUUCGAGGCCCUCCUCAUGUCACUGCUGGUCGGUUGUCUGUACUACGGAGCAGGAGAGCAGAGUCUGUCCAUUCAGGACACCGUCGCUCUCCUCUACAUGAUCGGAGCUCUCACCCCAUUCGCUGUGGUGCUGGACGUCAUAGCUAAAUGUCACACAGAGAGAGCCAUGCUCUACCACGAGCUGGAGGACGGCAUGUACUCUGUCACCUCCUACUUCUUUGCUAAGGUCCUUGGGGAGCUACCUGAGCACUGUGUGUUCACCUUGGUGUACGGCCUGCCCAUCUAUUGGCUGGCCGGGCUCAACGAGGCUCCGGAGCGCUUCCUGCUCAACUUCGUGCUGGUGUGGCUGAUGGUUUACUGCAGCAGGGCCAUGGCUCUGUUUGUGGCCGCUGCGCUGCCCACCCUGCAGACCUCAGCCUUCAUGGGCAACGCCCUGUUCACUGUCUUCUAUUUGACCGGUGGCUUUGUCAUCAGCCUGGAGAACAUGUGGCUCGUGGCCUCAUGGAUCUCUCACGCCUCCUUCAUGUAUUGGGGCUUUGAGGGCAUGCUGCAGGUGCAGUUCAGAGGCAAAAUGUACCCCAUCACCAUCUCAAAUAUCACCUUCAAUGUCGAUGGCAUCCAUGUGGUGGAGGCCAUGAAGAUGAACCAGUACCCUCUCUACUCCUGCUAUCUGGUCCUGCUUGCCGUCUGCCUGGGUUUCAUGGUGCUCUAUUACUUGUCCCUAAGAUUCAUCAAGCAAAAGUCCAGUCAAGACUGGUGAACACAGCGCGCAUUACACCAAACGGUGUCUGGGAAAACACACAAAAUCAGUGGUGAGGUUUUACUUUAGGUGCUUGUUUUUUUGUUUUGUUUUGUUUUUUCAGUGGUGCAGGGAAUUGAAAGUAAUUUUGGUUCUAACUCGACUGGUUCGACGCAGAGCUCUUCUAUCCAUCAUCAUUUAACUCUUCUUAUGAGGAUGCUUUACAGUGAAAAAGGUGCUUGAAUUCAAAAUAAUAUCAACAUUAGAAAGAUGCUAGAGACAAAUGAAAUAAUUGCCUUGGCACCUUUGCAGAAAAAAGUGCAGCAGUUCCUCUCAUCUGUGACUAAUUGAAACAUCUCAAGAUAUACGCAGUGAUAGCAGUUUGAGUACGAGAACAAUCAGAUGGAAUUAAAAGUAGAAAGUUGUGCCCACUUUGUGUUGAGGGAAGCACUUGUUGCAGUACCGCUGUCUGCUGCUGGGUGGCAGCAGAGCACUGCAGUAGCAUCAAAGUUAUAACUAUAACUCCCCCCCCUCUCUUCUCCAUCUUGGCAAAUGAUUAGAGCGCCACUUUGGCUGAUAUCCAUCUGCAGCUUUUGCUUGUUCCCUUUUCAAUCUUCUUUUUUUUUCCUACAGCUUUAUCUUUUUUUGUAUAUAUAAGGUUAUUAAGCUUAACAACGUGUGUGCCAGUAUACGGAGCACAGAAGAAAAUGCCUGGUAGAGAUUUAGUAAGUCACACUAAGAAAAAAAAGAAAAGAGCUUGUACUUGUUUCCUCAUAGAUUGAACAUUAUGUAAGCUGUGUGUUUUUGCACUGGUGCAAAACCCUGAUAAAUAUUUAACCGCUAUGGUUUGAGUCGAAAUUAGUAAAGUAUUGAAUCAAA
Acanthopagrus latus (yellowfin seabream) is the source of this 3437-nucleotide messenger RNA. RefSeq names its product ATP-binding cassette, sub-family G (WHITE), member 8 (gene abcg8). NCBI's taxonomy places the organism in Eukaryota, Metazoa, Chordata, Actinopteri, Spariformes, Sparidae. The coding region runs from base 582 to 2579 and encodes 665 amino acids. The record is from RefSeq and is a predicted model, not a curated record. The transcript has 13 exons. Gene Ontology annotation, cellular component: plasma membrane. Gene Ontology annotation, biological process: cholesterol homeostasis. Gene Ontology annotation, molecular function: ATP binding; ABC-type transporter activity; ATP hydrolysis activity.